Fraxinus pennsylvanica is the source of this 816-nucleotide messenger RNA. Lineage: Eukaryota; Viridiplantae; Streptophyta; Magnoliopsida; Lamiales; Oleaceae. The record is from the annotation of a GenBank genome assembly.
AUGUCUGAGAGUAGAAGCAAGGAACGGAAAAAACAUGGCAAGAAAGGGGUUAAUAGAGGAGAAAUUGAAGAUGGGCAAUCAAAUUUUCCUUUAGCUUCUACUCCGGGUGAUUAUUUUCCUGAUGAAGGUGUUGACACAGAAGGAAGGGUACGCAAAAGGAAAAGUACUGAAGAAGAAAUGGAAUUGCAGGAUCCAUUAAUGGUUUUGGGUUCGGAAAUAAUGGUGAUGACACUGAACCAACUCGACGCACGCAGCGUGGCACGAUCUCUCCUGGUCUCUCGUGGAUGGCAUAGUAUAGCUUCAAGUGAUGAAAUUUGGUCCCGCAAGUGUGAGGAAUUAUGGCUUGGAAAAGCACAUAUACCACGGAUAUCAAAAGUUCCGGGGCUAUCAAAAUUGGCUUCUUACUCUCUGUCUGUUAUGGACGUCAAACGUGCAAGGAUAACGUGGAAUGAUCUCUGUGAUCAUGUGUGGGAAUUUCAUUUCACUGAGGCUGCUCCUGAAUAUUGGCGAAAUCUUGAUCCUUACUGGACAGGCACAGGAAGUCCAUUGCGCCGGUAUUUCCAUCCAGACGGAAGCAUAUCUGCAGAUCCUGGUGAUCCAGUAUGGGGUGGCCACGAGUCAUGUUACACUACAGUUACCGGUUUGCUGGGAGACGGGAAAAUACGAGAACAUUAUGUGAGAAUCAACCGUUGGCCUCAAUUUUAUGUUUCGAGGAAGCCUGACUGGGGUUGGGAGUUAGAAAGCCCUCUCUGCUGCUACUCUAGUGUCCCUGAUGCUGAAAAGGAAGAUGGUACAGGUCCUCUGUUUCCAGUGUAA